Messenger RNA from Glycine soja, 1265 nucleotides. Its product is annotated as glucan endo-1,3-beta-glucosidase. Gene Ontology annotation, biological process: carbohydrate metabolic process. The record is from RefSeq and is a predicted model, not a curated record. Gene Ontology annotation, cellular component: plasma membrane. Gene Ontology annotation, molecular function: hydrolase activity, hydrolyzing O-glycosyl compounds. NCBI's taxonomy places the organism in Eukaryota, Viridiplantae, Streptophyta, Magnoliopsida, Fabales, Fabaceae. The transcript has 2 exons. Bases 86 to 1066 code for a protein of 326 amino acids.
GAGGUUGGCUUAAGGGUAAAAGAUAUAGGAGUUGUGUUAAGAUUUGGCAUAAUACAUUGAUUUGUUUCUUAAAAACAACACUGCAAUGUCUGCCAUAUUUCUGCUUGUUGGAAUGCUAUCGUCCAUUACAGUUGCACAAUCCAUAGGAGUUUGCUAUGGAGUGAUUGGUGAUAAUCUACCAUCAAGGCAAGAAGUUGUGGACUUAUAUAAAACAAAUGGCAUUGGUAGAAUGCGUAUAUACUACCCAGAUGAAGAAGCACUCCAAGCCCUUAGAGGUUCAGGCAUUGAGUUGAUUAUGGACGUGGCUAAGGAAACCCUUCAAUCAUUGACAGACUCCAAUGCUGCUACAGAUUGGGUCAAUAAAUAUGUUACACCUUACUCGCAAGACGUCAAUUUCAAGUACAUCGCUGUUGGAAAUGAAAUUCAUCCCAAUACCAAUGAGGCACAAUAUAUUCUAUCUGCCAUGACCAACAUUCAGAAUGCAAUUUCAUCAGCAAAUUUACAAAUUAAGGUGUCAACAGCUAUAGACUCUACUUUGAUUACUAACUCUUACCCUCCCAAUGAUGGCGUUUUCACUAGCGAUGCGGAGCCAUACAUAAAACCCAUAAUCAACUUCCUAGUGAGCAAUGGGGCCCCACUUCUUGCCAACGUGUACCCUUACUUUGCUUAUGCAAAUGAUCAAAGCAUUCCUCUUGCCUAUGCUCUUUUUACCCAACAAGGAAACAACGACGUUGGGUACCAAAACCUCUUUGAUGCUAUGUUGGAUUCAAUAUAUGCUGCUUUGGAGAAAGUGGGAGCGUCCAAUUUGCAGAUAGUGGUUUCUGAGAGUGGGUGGCCAUCUGAAGGUGGAGCUGGAGCCUCAAUUGAUAAUGCAGGCACUUACUAUGCUAAUUUGAUUCGUCAUGCCUCGAGUGGGAAUGGAACUCCAAAGAGGCCUGGUGAGUCUAUAGAGACUUACUUGUUCGCCAUGUUUGACGAAAACCAGAAGCAAGGUGCUGAUACUGAGCGUCAUUUUGGUCUCUUCAAUCCUGAUAAAUCACCUAAAUACCAACUUAGUUUCAACUAAUUGAAACUAACAGAAAUAUAUAUAUAUAUAUGCUCCUAUAUCUAUUUACUUUGAAUAAGUGUGUCAAGUAUAUAUGCACAUCUGUAAAACGCUUAUUUAUGCCCUAAAUGACAAAUAUAUAAGAAGUGUCAUAAUUUAGUUUGUGAUAUUUUUUUUUACUUACUUUGUUUAAAUAAAUACAAACCAAAUUUCUGUUGGA